UCGUAGGGGAGCGGCCGCGGCGCGCGCACGUCUCUUGAAGACACCCUCGAUGAAUUCUACCCCGUUCACUCGCACUCCAUCGUUCAAACCGCGAUUCGGGGCGGAGGGCGGCCGGAUAUCCAACGGAAAUAAGCAGCCUACCCGGGUCGCCGUUCGGCCGCGCCCGAUCGCCCUCGCGAUGGCAUCGGACCAUGGCCGGGGAGGCGCCGCCGCCGAUGGCGGUAUCAACAACGCCGCGGGUCUCGGGCUUAGGGCGUCGCUGGAGGAGACCACUGCCGACGUCGCCUGCAAGGAUUCCCAGUCUCUGCCUCGGCCUCUAUCCAUAUCUGAUGUCUCUGGUUCGGUUAAUGGAUCGAGAUUUCGCGUUGCGUACCAGGGGCUCCCGGGUGCAUACAGUGAAGCUGCGGCAGCCAAGGCGUAUCCAAAUUGUGAAGCGGUUCCUUGCGAGCAGUUUGAUACUGCCUUUGAUGCUGUUGAACGUUGGCUUGUUGAUCGGGCAGUUCUACCUAUUGAAAAUUCACUAGGUGGUAGCAUCCAUCGUAAUUAUGACCUUUUACUUCGCCAUAAUUUGCACAUUGUCGGGGAAGUAAAAUAUGGAGUUCGGCAUUGUUUACUAGCUAAUCAUGGAGUGAAAAAGGAAGAUCUGAAAAGAGUUCUCAGCCAUCCUCAGGCCCUUGCACAGUGUGAGACUACGCUUGCAAAAUUAGGGGUUGUCAGAGAAUCUGUAGAUGACACAGCGGGAGCUGCAAAUUUUAUUGCUACCCACAAACUCCAAGAUGCAGGGGCUGUUGCCAGUUCAUUAGCCGCUGAAAUAUAUGGACUGGAUAUCCUUGCCCGAGAUAUUCAGGAUGACUCCGACAAUAUUACUAGAUUCCUGAUGCUGGCACGGGAACCCAUUAUUCCAGUAAUUGAUAGACCUUUUAAGACAAGCAUAGUUUUUUCUCUCGAAGAAGGCCCGGGUGUGCUUUUCAAGGCACUUGCUGUUUUUGCUUUGAGGGAUAUCAACCUUACAAAGAUUGAAAGUCGUCCCAGGAAGAAUAAGCCAUUACGCAUAACUGACGAUGGCAGCAACGGACCUUUAAAGUAUUUCGACUAUCUCUUCUACGUAGAUUUUGAAGCAUCAAUGGCUUCACACAAUGCCCAAAAUGCCCUUAGGCACCUGAAGGAAUUUGCGACAUUCUUGAAAGUCUUGGGGAGUUAUCCUAGGGACAUGAGUGAGGCAUGAGUUACCGUGUUCGGACGAUGGGCACUAUGGUAAUGGCAAUCAGUUCCUAGAUGAAAGUUGUAGACAGUUUUGCAAUGAGAAAAUCAUGUUGUUAAUGAUUGAGUUUUAGCUAUCAUACUUUUUAUUUAAAUGUUUAUUAAAAGAGACAUGUCCUUUGCACUGAUAUACUAUGGUUUCAGACCACUACUACCUGGAAGCUUGCUUAUGAAAAAAUAUGCAGAACUAUGGUAUCUACUGAAUAUUUACUCUUCUUA
Musa acuminata subsp. malaccensis (wild Malaysian banana) is the source of this 1479-nucleotide messenger RNA. Its product is annotated as arogenate dehydratase/prephenate dehydratase 2, chloroplastic. Gene Ontology annotation, molecular function: prephenate dehydratase activity; arogenate dehydratase activity. Gene Ontology annotation, biological process: L-phenylalanine biosynthetic process. Gene Ontology annotation, cellular component: chloroplast; cytoplasm. The record is from RefSeq and is a predicted model, not a curated record. NCBI's taxonomy places the organism in Eukaryota, Viridiplantae, Streptophyta, Magnoliopsida, Zingiberales, Musaceae.